CCGAGGGAGUCUAUCCGCGACCGCAGUCUAGUUGUUUGUGGUUUCUGCUAGUGCUGUCUGUAUUCACAAGUAACACAGUCUGUGGUGUUAGGGAGACCAGUACGAGCAUGAAGCUGGAGUUUCCAGAAAGAUUUGAAGAUGUUGCCAUUGAUUUUUCAAGGGAGGAGUGGAAGCUAUUGAGCGAGCAGGAUAAAGAGCUGCACAAGGAGGUGAUGGUACAGAACUAUGAGCAUAUGGUGUCAGUAGGAUAUAGGGUGCCAAAGAAGCAGCUGUUGCAACUUUUUGAGAAACAUGUACCCGAGUCUUUGGAAGAAGCAGAAACCCUGCUUCAGCCGAAAGUAUCUGAUGCCUCCAGCAAAUACAAGGUCUCAAAGAAACCACUGUUAACGCUGAUUGAGAAACGUGAAAAAAUUGUACCUGAGAAAUGUGAAAAACUUGUACCGGAGACUGUGAAAAAAGCCACAAUCCUGGUUCUAAAAAAUAUAUCGGAGGAUCCCUCCAGCCGAAGUAAGGGCCCUCUGAAAAGACUGGUGGUGCUGACUGAAAACUACGAGAAAUGUGUACCUGAGUCCAUGGAAGAAGCAGAAACCCAGCCUCAGGAGACUUUAUCUGAUGAUGCCUCCAGCAGAGACAAGCUUCCAAAGGAAAACCUGGUGGUGCUGACUAAAAACCAUGAGAAACCAGUACAUGCGACUGUGGAAGAAGCAGAACCCCAGGAUCAGAAAACUGUAUCUGAUGAGACCUCCGGCAGCCCUUCUGAAUUGCAUAGGAGACUCUCAUCUGCAGAUGCCUACAGGAGCAUGCAACCCUGUGCGAGUCAACACCUGAUGUCAUUGCUGAAGAAAUAUCUGAAUUCAAAACAUGCCAAGAGCCCCACAUGCCGCACGUCUUCAAGACAUGAUUCCCUUCAGAUUAUAAAGAGAAAGGAGAACUUCAAAUGCCAUGACAGACCCCACAGUGGGGAGAAACAUUUGGACAAAUUAACAAAAUGGAAGAAACCAUAUACAUGUACAUGUGGCAAAAUGUUUAUGCGGAAGCAGAACUUCACAUACCACAGCAGAAGCCACACUGGAGAAAAACCAUAUAAAUGUGCCACAUGUGGCAAAGCAUUUAGGUGGAAGCAGUAUCUCACACACCAUAGACGAAUCCAUACUGGGGAACAACCAUAUAAAUGUGCAACAUGUGGCAAGAGUUUUACAUUUCAGAAGUCCCUCAUGUGUCAUGAAGUAGUACACACUUCUGAUAGAUCAUAUAAAUGUGACACAUGUAACAAGAGUUUUAAAGCUAAGCGCAAUCUUGCAUAUCAUAAGAAGAUCCACACUGGUGUGAAACCACAUAAAUGUGAAAUAUGUAACAAAACCUUUAUAAGGAAACGCCAGCUCACAGUUCAUAACACUACUCAUAGCGGAGAUCGACCGUAUAAAUGUGCAACGUGUAGUAAAAGAUUCAAACAGAGGGGUCACCUUGUAAGACAUGAGGAAACACAUUCUCAAGAGAAGCCAUAUAAAUGUUCAACAUGUGAUAAGAGUUUUAAAAGUAAGAGUGUUCUCACAUCCCAUAAGUAUGUCCACAGUGAGAUUAAACCACAUAAGUGUGCAAAAUGUGACAAAAGAUUUACAAGGAAGGAACUUCUCCUAUCCCAUGAGAAAAUCCACACUGGUGAGAAACCAUAUCAGUGUACUACAUGUGGUAAACGAUUUAUAUACAAACGUAGCCUUGUAUUGCAUGAGAGAACCCACAGUGGGGAGAAGCCAUAUAAAUGUGCGACAUGUGAUAGGCGCUUUACACAAAAGGCGAUCCUAGUAUCUCAUGAAAGAACACACAAAGAAAAGCGUUAUAAAUGUGCAUCUUGUGGUAAGGGGUUUAGUGAGAAGCAGUACCUCUUGGAUCAUGAGAGAACCCACACAGGUGAUGCAUUGUAUGAAUGUACAGCAUGUGACAAGAGUUUCUUUCAUAAGAAAUCCCUUAGCUAUCAUAUGAAAAUCCACACUGGUGAAAAGCUGUACAAAUGUACAAAGUGUGACAGGAGUUUUCCAUUAAAGCAAGGCCUCACGUAUCACAUGAGAACGCACACUGGUGAAAAGCCGUAUCAGUGUGCAACUUGUGACAAAAGGUUUAUGGACAAGUCUCAUCUUUUAAUUCAUGAAAAAAUCCACACUGGUGAGAAACCACAUAAAUGUUUAACAUGUGGCAAGCAGUUCUUAAGGAAGUAUCACCUAUUAGUUCAUGAAGAAACGCACACUGGAAGCGGCCUUAUAAAUGUGACAUAUGUGACAAAAGAUUUAUACGAAAGUCCCAUCUUGUAUGCCACGAAGGAACGCACACUGGUGAGAAACCAUAUAAAUGCACAGUAUGUGACAAAAGGUUCAGACAGAAGCCUAAUCUCAGAUGCCAUGAAAAAACCCAUUCUGGGGAAAAAACAUAUAAAUGUGCAUCAUGUGACAGAAAUUUAUUUCCAAGUCUCGGCUGACAAGGCACGAGAGAAUGCGCACUGGGGAGAAGCCAUAUAAAUGCUCAUUUUUUGACAGGAGAUUUAGUAGGAAUAAGUGUCUUAGAGGUCAUGAAAAAACCCACACUGGUGUUGGAUUGUAUAAAUGUGCAACAUAUGACAAAAGUUUCCUCUUCAAGGAAAGCCUCAAACAUCACGAGAGAACUCACAGUGGCAAAAAAAACAUAUAAAUGUGGAACGUGUGACAAAAGACGGUCAAACAAAGCUAGUCUCUCAUAUCAUGAGACAAGUCACACUAAGGAAAAGCCAUAUAAAUGCAACAUGUAACAAAGGAUUCUUGUGCAUGUCUAACCUUAUCUACCAUGAGACAACACACACUGGGAAGAGAAGUGAAAAAAAGAAGAGCACUCUUGGCAGAUGUCACAGAGUGAAGUAGUACAGAUUUCAUUAACUUUAAAAAUGCCCUAACGUAAAAGUGGGGUCCGUUUCAGUCACUGUAUUAAAAGUAUUAAUGUUUGAAGAAAUUACAACGGAUGGCUUAGGACCCAAGCAACUGAAAGAUAAACCAUGGAUGAAAGCACUUAAAAACCUAGAAGUUCUGAGGCAGUAGGUCAUAGUGUGGAAGGUCAAGAUUAGGAAACGCUUUCACCAGAAAAUGUGUCCAGAUAAUGUACAGUGCUGCUCAUGAAAACAGUAACAUACUUGCAGUAUAACUGAGGUUUGAAAAAAUUUCUAGAUACACAUACCUUAAAAUGAUGCUAGGCUGGUGAACAAAAGUUCAGAUGGAGUUUCACAACAAGGGGAAGGAACAGGAAACAAGCGGCAACUCUGAUGCAGGCAGUGUUGUGAAGUGAUGGGCCAAUGAUUUCCCAUCUGAAAGAUCAGCAGAUAACGCAGAAUGCAACUGGAGAGGCUAUGCCACUGGAAGGCACUCAUAACUUUCUAUAGAAUGCCCUCAGAAAAGUUGUACCCUCAGUUUAGAAGUAAAUUGUUUAAGGGAAAAGUUACUUGAUAUAAUAGAGAUGUCUAGAAAUAAGAUUGAUGAAAGAAACUGAUUACAGAAAGUAAGACAGACCCAAAAUGUUAAGUCUUAAUAAACAGAGGAACAUAAUACUCAAGAUUAACAGAAAUUCUUGCAGUAUAAGUAAACAUAUUAUAUUUAAUGAAAAUGAUGAAAACAAUUCUCCUAAACCUUGGAGACUGAAAAGGAAGUCACCAGCCGAAGAAAUAUGAUGAAGAAUUUAAUAUUUAAUACUUUAAGCUUCCACGAGCUUUUCGUCAGCAUAAAUACACCAACUUCAUCAGAAAAAACGAAGAAAACAGAAACGCUUGCCAUUACCCAGGUGUUAAUGGUAAACGAUCCAUUACAUGCAUGUUGAGACUCAGGAGCUUAAAUAGGUAAAAAUUUAUUUUGCUUGGAUUCUUUCCUUUAGUUUAAAAUUUUAGACUAGUUUCACCAGUUGACUUUGUUGAAAUUAAUUUUUCUUUACAUAUUAUUUUUGUACUUUAGUAUUUUAUACUUAUAAAAAUGUCAGCGUAGAAUAGGUUUUUACUAGAUUUGAGUAAUACUUGAUCUUGAUAGAAUACAGAAGGUUAGUCUGUCCAUAAUGUUUAAAUAUACGCAAGCAUCCUUUAUUUGUAUAUUUGUAACAUGUUAGUUUUUCGCAUAGUAGUAGAUUGGAUUGAUUCAUUAGAAACUGUAUAUAUUCACUGUUGCUUAAUAUUUUUCAUUGUAUUUUUGUUUUUACAUUGUGUUGGGUGUAAACAUUAAUAGAAGGUAAUUAUGUUACUUAUAAGGUGUUUUUAAUGAUAAUUGUUAAUUGUAUUUAAGGGGAAGGUGUUUGGUGACAUUUCCAUUCUUUGUUUUUUCUGAUGAAGUUGGUGAUGAAAAGCUCGUGGAAGCUUAAGGUAUUAAAUAUUCAAUUUUAAUUUUUCAUCAUAUUUCUUCAGCUGGUGACUUCCUUUUCAGUCUCCGAGGUUUAGGAGAGUUUUUUCCAUCAUUUUCAUUAAGUGGAGUGUCUCUUCCUUGCUGCAGUCUGUUUUGUUGGUUUGUAAACACAUUAUAUUACUAUGCAGCUAAAUUAAUAACAGUCCUACCACUAAAACAGAGCAAUAAGGGAGAGGAAAGGAAGAAAUAAAAUGCCUGUCAUGGAAGCACUGAAUAAAAGUGUCACUGUUAGAAGAAUAUCGAAGAGGGAACCAAUCACCAAAAAUACAUAAAAGAUAGACGUAAUGAAAGCAAUGCAUGGUAUCAGAAUGGCCCAGGAUCUGUCAUAUACUAUUUCAAAUAAUAAAGAUGUCAACACAGGCAGAACCUUUUAGAAAAUGUGCAGUUAAAUAUAAAGGAAAAGUACAAGGUAAGCAAUUCAUUGAUGACACAAAAAUUUUUAUAGAGAACUAGGAAUAGAAACAUUACCAAAGGAAAAAAAAACAGACACAUUUUGGAGAAAUAUUUAUGAAAAUCCAGUGGAACAUAAAGAUCCUGGAGGGACAGAAAAAUUAAAAGAAACCAUAGGGAGUUAAAAUGUACAGGAUAUGAAAUGGGGUGAAAUAGCCAGAGACACUGAACCAAAAUUAAGAAAAACUGCUAACUAGAAAACCCCAGGCCAUGAUGCAGUACCUAAUAUCUGGCCAAAAGUAUUAACAUCUUUGCACACAGAUUUAGCCUCAAGUAAGAACUUAUGUGUACAUCCCAAACAGACACCAACAGGAAGACAUGAUAUUCGUCCCUAAGAGUGAACCUGCAUGCCAUCUUAAAAACUGUAGACCAGUAAAUUGCCUUCUGAUGAUGUACAAACUGUAUGCUGGAAUUGAUGCAGAGUUUUUAUACUCAUUUAGGAAGAAAAAAACUCAUGGCAAUAGAACAAAAGGGUAACAAAAGAAAGUCAUAUGAACAAAAGAUCAUGGUGUUCAAUAAAGAUGUAAUAGAGAACUGCAAAAAGGGGAGAAGUCUAAGUUUGGUAUAAAUAGAUUCCAGAAAAGCAUUUGAGAGCAUCCCACAUUCAUGGGUAAAGAAGUUCUUUUAGAAGUGGAUACAUCCUGCUUUGAUCAAUUACAUUACUGUGACCAUGAAACAGUGGCAAACCACUUUGCAAUUAAGCCAUGCUGUAGGGAAAAUUAUCUCAUGGAUAAAAAUUCAAAGGGGGAUAUUCCAGGCUGAUUAUUUCUCACUGCUGUUGUUUUGUCUUGCCCUUAACCCAUUAAGCUGUUUACUUAACAGAUUAGGUCACAGUUAACACUCUGGCUUUCAGAAAGCAUGUACUUUUUGUGAAUGACUUAAAAUUGUAUAGUUUAUCAAAUAGAGUUGAAAACACAACUACAAGUGGUUAAAACCUUGUCAGAUGCUAUAAGAAUGGUAUUUGGUCUUGAUAAAUGUGCACAAGCAGUGUUUAAAACAAGACCGUUGUAGUGCUAAGAAGAUAUCAUUGUAGACAGGAAUGCGAUAUAAAGGAACUUGAGCUAGGUUCAUAGGUUCGUACUAGGUUAUCUGCCCUAGGGCAUU
Protopterus annectens (West African lungfish) is the source of this 5951-nucleotide messenger RNA. RefSeq names its product zinc finger protein 260-like. The transcript is spliced from 8 exons. Gene Ontology annotation, molecular function: RNA polymerase II cis-regulatory region sequence-specific DNA binding; DNA-binding transcription repressor activity, RNA polymerase II-specific. Bases 108 to 2510 code for a protein of 800 amino acids. The record is from RefSeq and is a predicted model, not a curated record. Gene Ontology annotation, biological process: negative regulation of transcription by RNA polymerase II. NCBI's taxonomy places the organism in Eukaryota, Metazoa, Chordata, Ceratodontiformes, Protopteridae.